CCCUCGCGUUGCCCUGGAGACCAAGCGCGUCCCGUUGCAGUGGAGCCUGGAAGGGCCCUGGCUGACUUGAGUGGUGGUGCCUUCUUGCAGGUGGGGCGCCGGGCCUACCUCCAUCGCCCGGGCUUAGAGGGGAGGGCCGGGGACUGCCCCCACCACCCUCUCCUCUGUAGGCUGGCGGGGCUGGUGGCACGAGAGGAGCCUGCUGCGUCUUCUCCGCAUACAUCCCUUUCGGAUUUGCACCCUGCUUGGCUGGAAGAGCCAGCCUUCUCUGUGAGUUCUAUUCUUGCCUGAGGGUCGUUCAGCCGGCGGUCAAGCCAAGAUGUCCUCAGUGGGGAAGGUGACCCAGGUUCCCAGCGGGAAACUCUACCAGCAGAUCUUCGAGGCUGAGGCACAGCUGGUCCGCUCUCUGGUAGCCUCCAGGAAGCGUGCCUUGGACAGGUCUAUGACCCCCAAGAAUGGCAGGAAGCCCUUGAUGAAGAAGACGGAUAUUCCUGAAGGAGAGAUGAUGUCUGCCCGGCAGCAGAAGUGGGCACACAGCCUACCCAAUGACUGGGUCACAGAAAACCCUGUUCUCUACAGGGAAAAGGAAAUAAUCAAGAAGAAAAAAGCUCAAGAAAGUGAGAGCACCAUUGCCGCCCGCGAGGUCCGGGGCCUCAUGGACACCAUCGUUCCCCAGAGGCCCUGCACCACCACCCUUGGCACCGCGGGAAUGGACUCCAAGAGGCGGGGCUACGAGAGUGCUCUGGGGAGCUUUAAGGAGGAGAUUGCUCAGAUUGGGAUGGAAAUGGAACCUUUCAUCUUGGAGCCAGGAACUCUUCUUUUAAAAAAGCUGGCCGAGUCGGAUGAAGACAUUGACCGGCUCUUCAAAAAGGUGGAAAGUGACACCAACCUCGAAGACUACACCAUCCAAACCCUGUUGGAGCUGUGGGAUCAGGUGGCUGAGAAGUUCCAGUUCCAGAAGCAGGGGAUCAAGGAGCUGGAUGAGGCCCUGUACGAGGCCGAGUUCUCCCGGGCAGAUAAACUCAAAGGUGUGUUGAAGAAAUAUGUGGAAAUCAUAGAGAAAACUUCCUACCUCAUGCAGCCCGAAGUGUACAGGCUGAUAAAUAAGGAAGCCAUGGUCAUAAACCAAGCCCUACUGGGCAACCGGAGGGCCAUCGCCCAGCUGUUCAUCAACCUCAUGGAGGCUACGCUGCAGCAGGAGCUGGAGAGCCACCGUCACUGGCAGGGCCUGGUGGACGCCUGGAAGGCUCUCAAGAAGCAGGCCCUGGUGCAGAGUUUCAGUGAGUUCAUGGCCAGUGAGAGGAUCCGGACUCCUCCAGCUGUGAAGAAGGAGAUGGAGAGCAUGCUGAAGAACCAGAAAGCCCUGCAGCAAAAGCGGCUGGAGCAUCUCCGCACCAUCUGUGACCUUCUGCCCCCCAAUUACAGCAAAGCUCAGCUGACUGAAUGGCAGUCUUCUCUCAACUCCCUAAAUAAGCACCUUGAUACCUACCACAUGGACUGCAUGAUGCGGAUCCGCCUGCAGUACGAGAAGACAUGGCAGGAGUGCCUGGCCCACGUGCAGAAGUGCAAGAAGCAGCUGCUGGACUGGAAAGCCUUCACCGAGGAGGAGGCAGAGAGCCUGGUGAGCCCGUACUUCUUCCAGACGGUGGGAGUGCUGCAGAGUGAGGUGGAGGAGAAGCUGGAGCUCUGGGAUAAAUCCUUUGAGGGCCUGGCAAAGCAGACAGAAUGUCAGAGCUCGGGUCUCUUCAGCUACUUCCAGGAGGCCGUGCAGCUGUGGGAGGCACAUGAGAGCGUGCUGUCAGCGCAGGAUCUGGAGCUGGAGAAGAGGAUGGAGCAACAGCAGCACAAGCACAGCCUGGAGGAGCAGGCCCAGGAGGCCCACCUUGAUAAGCUCUUGGACCAACUGAGGCAGCAAAGCCACGAGGAAACACUGAAGAUUCACCUGGAAAAGGCCAAAGAUUUCCUGAAGAAUAUGAAAUACAGGUAUGAGUGUUUCCACAAGCUCCUGACAAAGGAGGUGAUGGAGUACCCCGUGAUCAUACUGAAAGAACUGAACUCCUAUAGCUCCACCCUCAGCCGACACUUCUACGUUCGCGAGAUCUUUGAACAGACCUUGGAUGGAGAAGUCAUUUUCAAACUCAGGGAACCAGAAGCACACGAAAAGCACUUCCAGGAGAGUAUGAGAAAAUGGAGAAGCAAGCAGAGGGCUAAAGUGGAAAUGAGCAAAAGUGAGGAAGGUGAAAGUAGCGGGACAAGUCCCUCCAGGCCAGCAGAAGACACAGAAGAAGAUGACCGAGGAUUUGAGUCUUCCUUAACUGAAGAGAUGGCAGUGAGCCAGCAGGAACAGUCUGUACUGAGUGACAAGAUGGAUGAGUCCAGUGAGGAAUCUGUUCAGGAAUCAGAAAAAAUGCAAGUUGAAAGAGACAGCUCCUUAAAAUCAUCCCUGAACCAGGAAAAUGUGAUGGUUCAAGAAGAGGAGAUGGAGGAGGAGAAAAGGAAGGAGGAGGAAGAGAAGGCAAAGGUGGAGGAGAGGGAGAAGGAGAAGAGGAAGAAGAAAAAGAAGAAGAAGGAGGAGGAGAAAGAGGAGGAGGAGGAGGAAGAACAUGAGAGUUUAUUUAUGGAUGAGGCUGAAGCCCAGGAAGAGAAUCUGGGGAAGAUCUCCGAUGAGGACAUGGAGUCCUUCACAACCUCCAGCGGACACACUUAUUUUGUCUUCCUAACCCUGGAACAAAAAGAAGAGAAUUGCAAGAAGCCCCAUUCCAACCUUUCUACCAUUCUCAUCAAUGACAUUUCCAGUGCCAACUUCCUAGAACAAGUGAUCAUUCCAUCCAGACUAGUUUUACAAAUUAAGAAACAACUUCGAGCUGGCUUUUUCGACCACCUAGAGAAGUGGUUUGACCAAUGUGUCCUCAAAACCCGGGUCAUGGUGACCACCAAGAUCAAUGAACUGGAAUCAGAAUUGGAGCUGCGUCAGCAUCUGCAUGAGCCAAGAGCCAAGCGCAUUGAAAAGGACAUCCAUAAUGUCAGGGCAGCUGAGCUCUUGCUUCAUCAAGAGCGGCUGGACAGCCACUGUGCUGGGGUGACUGAGACGCUAAGGAAGGAGAGGCUGAUGUUCUGCCAGUUCCAAGAAGAGCAAAACAUAAAGAGCAAAAACUUCCGCCGCAAGAUUUACGACAUGGAGCACAUCUUCUUGAAUGCCACAAAGAGCCAGAGGCUGGUUAGUCUCAGCAGCACGCUGCACCGGGAGCUGCUUAGCUAUGUUGAUGUCAUCCAGGUGUCCCUGCGCAGCUUCCGCCAGUACUUGGAGGAGAGCAUGGGCAAGCUUCGCUUAACCAACAUUGAGUUCAUCAAGCACUGCAGAUUGUUUUCUGAGGGAGGCAACUUUUCUUCUGAAGAAAUUGACUUACUGUGUCAUCGACUGGAGAAGGAAGCUUCCCGAAUAGAGUUUGUUGAAAGUUUAAUCAUGAUCAACAUGGAGAAGAUGGAGAGUGAAUACCUGGACCAGGCCAAUGAUGUCAUCAACAAAUUUGAAAGCAAAUUCCAUAAUCUGGCUGUGGACCUUAUUUUCAUAGAGAAAAUCCAGCGGUUGCUGACAAAUCUGCAAGUGAACAUCAAGUGUGAGGUCGCAAAAUCCAAUUUGCAAACAGAUGGAUUAAAUUCUUCUCUGGAACAGCUCCAAAGGAAAGUAGAAAUGUGUCAAAACUCAAAGGGAGAUAAAAAAAUGGUGACCUCGGAAGACCUCCUUGGCUUUGUCCAGACUUGGAAAGAAAAACUGGGCCAGAGGAUUCAGUACCUCAAUUGCAGGCUGGACACAGUGUCCAUGACUCGAGCGGUCUUUACCGACAAUGUCAUGACCAACCUAGAGGUGGAGAGUGACAUCAUGAUGUCUUCAGAAGCCCUUGAAGAGGAGGCCAAGAUAGACUUCGUCACCCCCGAGUCCUUCGCCCAGCCGAGCCGCAUGGGGAAGCCCAUGAUUGAAGACCCAGCUGUAGAAGUGGUCAAGAAGAUCCUGAAACUUCCCGACGAAAAAUGCUCAACCCAGCAGUGUGACAAAGACCGCUCCCAGACAGGCCUGAAGCGACACCAGAACCGGGGGGAACACUUUGUGAGGAAAGCCUUGUCCAGUGCCAGUGCAGCUUCGACAGGAAGCAGAUGGGGAGUAGGGAAGUGUCUUGAAGGAUUCCGCCCCAGACACGGGAGUCACGGUGUCCCACAGGCGGGCCUGGAGGCUCCAGCCACAGAAGAGCUGUGCGCCUACCCCAGCCUCCAGAGCGCUGACUUACCUGUGUCUCACAGCAUCACACGAUACUCCAAGCCCAACCGAAUGGACAGAAAGUACCAGGUGCUCGGGGAGAAGCCACCGCCUCCAGCUGAGGAUUUUAAAGGGAUCAUCCUGACCCUCCUCUGGGAGAGCAAUGAGCAUCUGUUGAAUGUUGUAGAGGAGUUCUACCGCAGAGAGAAGCGCUCCAUCAUCAGGCCUGACUGCACGUACGAAAACUUUGACCAGUGCGCCGAGAACAUCUGCAAGAAGAUCCUGGACUACCACAUGCAGACAGACGAGUACCAUAACUCCUGCCUCAUAGAAUUACGGGCCCAGAUGAGGAGAUUUGAGGAGCUGCUGCCCCAGGUGUGCUGGCUGGUGAUGGAGAACUUCAAAGACAACCACUGGAAAAGAUUCUGCGCCUCUGCCGAAGAGAUCCGGGGACAGUUCUGGAAUUACCAGGAGAAGCUGGGGAAAAGGAAGGAUGAAAAUGCCCAGAAGCUCCAUCCAAAUCUCGGACAUCCCUCACAUUUCCAAGAAAUGGAGUCUCUGUGUCAAGUGGAAGAGAAAAGGCAGGGCGAUUUAGACACUAUGAUUGUGGCAACCAAAGAGAAGCUCGAGGAAUUCACCAGGAAGUACGGCCGGUUUUUCAUAGCCAGCUUGGCCACCUUCACUGAGAAGUUCCUGCUGCAGUUGGAUGAAGUGGUCACCAUCGACGAUGUCCAGGUUGCAAGGAUGGAGUCCCCCAAACAGAAAACAUCAAUCCUCAUACGGAGGAAACUCGCUAGGCUUUCCCUGAAGGAAGAAAGUGAGAAGCCCCUGAUUGAACGGGGGAGCAGGAAGUGGCCAGGAAUCAAACCCACCGAAGUCACCAUCCAAAAUAAGAUUCUCCUCCGGAAAACAUCAUCCAUCACCACCAACAAAACGACCCUGGGCCACCUGGCAGCCGUGGAAGCCCGAGAUGCCGUCUACCUGGUGUGGAAGCUCAAGUCCAAAAGGCUUAGACAACCUGGACAAGGACUUGGGGACAAGUCAUUUGUUUUGGAGGUGAUCCCAAGAAGCACGAGUGAGGUCCUGGGGAAGGGGAGCCUGGAGGGAUCCUUGGCCUUGCUCCCAGCUCCUUCCACCCCCCACACCAGGCACAUCCUGUCCUCCUCGCCUGUCCUCCACCCUGCAUCGCCUGUCCCCUGGUCUGCUGCUGACCUGUCUCCCGACCUGUUCUUCUGUAGCCACUGUCCACACUAGGGGCUGUGGGCUCAUUAUGGUUCCAGGUUCCCACAGAGGUGGACUGCAAAACCCCAGUCCUGUCCCCUCAAAGCUACCCUUGGGACCUUAGGUAUUCCCCUAUUGAGCAGGUCGUUAGGAAAAUGGAUGCCCCUGCCCCAUGACAGAGCUGCCUCCAACCUCUUUCUAACUCUCCCUCUUGUAAGUUCCCCUGUGUCUGCUCUUUCUUGACCACACCUCCAUGGUCCCCACCUGAGAAGUCAAUGUGAGUGAGUGUGUCUGUGCACAUGUGAGGAUGUGGAGAAGAAAAUGACCCUAUAUGGAAAGGGGAUAGACAGGGGUCCCCCUAGGAUCUUAGAGGCUCUUAACAUCAAGGAAACCCCUUCGGGAGGUGUUGAGCCCUGGCCUAAAGCUCUUCCUUUUCCUUUAGACUCUGCCCACCUCCUGAGCCCCAGACCAGUCCCUGACUCACCCUAGGCCUCAGUUUCCUAAUUGUGCAAUGAGAGGCCGGAUACAGAGGCACAUACGUGGAUGCUCAGUGAGGUCAGGCUCCAUCAAAGCAGGUUGGGGUGUGAAGGUGGAGUAGCAUGGGUACAGAAAGGAGCCCAGUACACGGCAGCCAGGCUUUGUGUCCAUAGCCAGGCGCACACAAGGGCCCUGGGGAAGACCUGAGAAGAGUGCUUACGCGCGAGCCUUCAAAUUGAUGUGUACCCCUGGGCAUUGCAACAGCGGAUCCACACGUGAGGUUGGUCUCCUUCAGCCAGCUCUGUGCACCCCACAGCUGCUGGGGCCUGGGUCAUGUGUUCUCCACUGGACGCAGGGAGGGGUGUCAGCCUCACUUAACCAGGACGGAGGGUGGGGAAGGGGCAGUUCCCCAAAGAAAUACUGAUGUACUGUUCCCAACAGAAGAGGACAUGGGGGUCAGCCAGGCAAAAGCACCCCAAGUCUCAGAAUCACGCAAGCUGCCUCCGACCUGUCUCUGCCACGACAAGGGGCUGUCCCCAGAGAAGGGACCUGGCUUGUCCAAGAUCACACAGUGAUUCAGUGGCAAAGCUCAUAUUUUGGUUAGGUUUGGAUUUGCCUAUAUAUAGUAGAAACCCCAAAAUAAUGUGGCAUAAACAAGAAAGAGAUUUAUGUCCUUCUCAUAUAAAAGAACUCUUUUUCUGUUGUGGGACAACUCCAGUGACCCCCCACCCCUGGCAAAUGGACAAUGGACAAUGGCACUGACUUAUUUGUAACUUACUGACAAUAACCAGAGAACAUGGCUUAUGUUCAGGGAGAUGGGCUGUCCUCGCCAACCUGCCCUUUUCUGUAUUCAUAAAACUUGCCCACAUUCCCUGUGGUGGAGGACAUUUGCUAACAAAACAAAAACCAAAACAAGUCUCCCAAGCCCCCCAAAAACUCUAGAGGCAGGCAGUCCUUACUGAUCCUGGACUGCUCAUCAUGGAGGACCCCAGCUCAUCUGUCCUUCUCCAGCAUCUUAGCAUGUGGUUUUCAUCAUCAAGUCUGUCCCUGGUCCAGGGUGGCUGCUGGAGCUCCAGCCUGGACCAGCCACCCCAUCUGCACUUGAGACAGCAGGCAAGAGGAAGGAGCAGGGCAAAAGAAGCCCUCCCAGCUGUGUCUGUGCUACCUGGCCAGCCUCCUCCAAGUCCCACACCACACUCUGAUCAUAUGUCAUUGGCCUGGACUUCGUCUGGUCACUCUUAGCUGCCACAGAGGUUACGCACUUUAGUCUUUUCAUUUGUUGAAUUGCUGCCUAAAUUAAAACUGUCUGUUUUUAAGCAAAGGAAGAAUGAAAACUGUGGAAACUACCAGUGCUCUUUGCUACCCAGAACUCCAAGAUGAAGAGGAGGAGAGGGGGUUAUUUUCAAGUGCGUAGGGCAUCCGCAGCCUCUCCUUCCUUGAUGUUCACUUGUUCACAGAGAGAACAGAGUCUUGGUUCUAAACCAGUGUGUGAGAGGGACCUCUGCUUUGGGCUUCCAGCAGAAUGAUGGGAACCACUGUGUUGGCGUUCAUCUGCUUGUCCCUUACAAGUAGAUCUGAAAAAAACCUUUUCUAUUUCAUAAAUGGGGUGGGUAGAGGUGGGGUGGUAAAGACUUUUAAGCAAGAAACAUGUACCUAAAAAGCUGAGUCAAAAUAUAUCUCUGUAAAUCAAAGAAUAGAAUCUGUUGACCCCACCAUGUUUGACCCUCAUGGUGAAUAUACUAGUAAAAAUAAUACACACAGAAUAAAACUAAUAGUGGUUUAAAACUCCUCAUGGUGAAGAUUAUCACUGACUAAAAAUUAAUGGAAGAAAAAAUAUAUUUGAAAAACAUUUUGAUAUGCGUAAUUUCACCCCAGAAAAAUGACUUGGUAAAAAUAAUAAUCCCUAAAAUUUAUAAUAGCAGAAUCUAUAGUCAGUAAAUUAUGAUCUGGGCCAAAAACCAAUAUACAUAAAAAAAAAUAAUGGAUCCUGAUAUAAAUAGUUGCAGUGAAGUAAUGAUAAAAGUAGAUAAAGCUACAAUUGACUUUCUGUACUAUAUGUUUUUUCUCAAAUGUUGUCUCACUUUUUAAUAUUUAAUAGACCUCAUAUUUUAGAGCAGUUUUAGGUUUAUUGAAAAAUUGAGCAAGUAGCACCAAAUACUGUAUAUCUCACCCCCUUCUCCCACAGUUUACUCUAUUUUUAACAUCUUUGUUAAAGACUAUGUGAUAGUGUGGUUCAUUUGUUAAAGUUUAUGGACCGAUACUGGUACAUUAUUAACAACUAAAGUCCAUAGUUUACAGUAGGUCUCACUUUUUCUGUUAUACAAUUUAUGAGUAUUGACAAAUGCAGAGUGCCAUGUAUCCACCAUUAUAGUAUCAUGCAGAAUAGUUGUACAAGGCUCAGAUCCCAUGUUCCACCUCUUCUUUUCCUCUCUUCCUCCCCCAAACACUGACAACUACUGAUCUUUUUGCCCUCUCUAUAGUUUUGCCCUUUCCAAAAUGUCAAAGAGUUGGAAUCAAAAAUAUGUAGCCUUUUCAGACUGGCUUCUUUCAUUUAGCAAUAUGUAUUUAGAGUUCCUCCAUAUCUUUUUGCGGCUGGAUAGCACAUUUCUUUAUAUUGCUGAAUAAUACCAUCAUCUGGAUGUACCACAGUUUAUCCAUUUACCUAUUGAAGGACCUCUCAGUUGCUUCCAGUUUGGGGCAGUUAUUAGUAAUUGUUAAAUAUUUGUGUGCAGGUUUUUGUGUAGACAUGUUUUCAGCUCUUGCUGGGUAAGUAUCUAGGAGCGUGAUUGCUGGAUCAUAUGGUAGGACUAUGUUUAGUUUUUUAAGAAACUGCCAAAUUGUCUUCCCAAGUGGUUGCACUAUUUUGCAUUCCCUCCAGGAAUGUUGUUCCACACCAUUGUCAGCAUUUGAUAUGAUCGGGGUGUUUUGCAUUUAGCCCUUCUAAUGGGUGGUAGUAUCUCAUUGUGGCUUUUAUUUGCAGCUCCCUAAUGAUAUAUGAUGUUGAACAUCUUUCCAUAUGCUUAUUGCCAUCUGCUUAAAUUCUUUGAUGAGAUAUCUGUUCAGAUCUAUUGCCCAUACUUUUUUUUAUUGCCCAUUUUUUUUAAUGGUUUGUUUGAGGUAUUUUUUCUUGAGUUAAUGAGUUUGUUUGUUUCUGAGAUUUUGUUUACAAGUUGAGAUAUUGUUGAGUUUUAGAAGUUCCUUGUGUAUUUUGGACAUGCUUAUUUGCCAUCUUUAUAUCUUCUUUGCUGAGGUGUCUGUUCAGAUCUUUUGCCCAUUUUUAAAUUAGAUAAUUGUUUGUUUUCUUCCUGUUGAGUUUGAAAAGUUCUUUAUGCAUUUUGGAUAUCAGUCCUUUAUCAGAUAAUGUGUCUUAUAAAUAUUUUCUCCUGGUCUGUGGCCUGUCUUUUCAUUCUCUUAGCAGUGUCUUUUGCAGAGUAGAAGUUUUAAUUUCAAUGAAGGUCAGCUUAUCAAUGUUUUGUUUCAUGGAUCAAACUUUUGGUAUUUUAUCUAAAAAGUUAUUGACAAAUCCAAGGUCACCUGGAUUUUCUCCUAUGUUAUCUUCUAGGAGUUUUAUAGUUUUACAAUCUACAUCAGAACAUUCUGAGUUAAUUUUUGUGACAGUUCUUUAUCAAGGUUCAUUUUUUUUUGCAUGUGGAUGUCCAGUUGUUCCAAAACCAUUUGUUGUAAAAACUAUCAUUUCUCCUUUGAAUUGCUUUUCAUCCCUUGUUAAAGACCAGUUGACUAUAUUUGUGUGGGUCUAUUUCUGGGUUCUUUUUUGUUUUUAAGGAUUUUAUUUAUUUAUUUGACAGAGACACAGCGAGAGAGGGAACACAAGCAGGGGGAGUGGGAGAGGGAGAAGCAGGCUCCCCGUGGAGCAGGGAGCCCGAUGCGGGGCUCAAUCCCAGGACCCUGGGAUCAUGACCUGAGCUGAAGGCAGACGCUUAACGACUGAGCCACCCAGGCGCCCCUAUUUCUGGGUUCUUUAUUCUGUUCCACUAAUCUAUUUUUUCAUCCAUACCACACUAUUUUUUUUAAAGAUUUAUUUAUUUAAUUUAGAGAGAGAGAGUGCAUGUGUGAGCAGUGGGGAGGGGAGGAGGGAGAGGGAGAGGGGAAGCAGACUCCCCACUGAGCAGGGAGCCAGAUGCAGAUGCUUAAUCUCAACACCCUGAGAUAUUGACCUGAGCCGAACUUAGUUGGACACUUAACCAACUGAACCACCCAGACACCCCUUUACCACACUAUCUUGAUUAUUGUACCUUUAUUUUAUAAUAAGUCUUGAAGUCUGGUAAUGCCAGUCCUCCAAUUUUGUUCUUUUCUUUCAGUACUGUGUUAGCUGUCCUAUUUUUUUUUUUAACCUUUCCAUGUAAAUUGUAGAAUCAAUUUGUCAAUGUCCAUAAAAUGACUUGCUGGGAUUUUGAUUGGGAUUACAUUGUCUCUAUAGAUCAAGUUGGGAAAAACUGACAUCUUGACAAUAUUGGGUCUUCCUAUCCAUGAACAUGGACUAUCUCUCCACUUAGCAAUUCUUUGGUCCCUUUCGUUAGAGUUAUAGUUUUCCUGUAAAGAUCUUAUACAUAUCUCUAAGCAUGGCAAUGCUUUGUUGUAGUCAUCAAGAAGAUGCAAAAUAUGGUUGUAUUUAUUUAGAUAAUCAUCCAAAUGAAAAGGCAAAUAUUUUACAUUCUUAUUGAGAACUCUCCAGACCCCCAAGAAUAAGUCCAAGGACACAAGUUUACACAACAUUGGCCUAGACUCCACUUCUAUCUUGUCAGCACCACAGUCCUAAAUAGGUUGCUGAUGACGUUGCAAACAUUGCACAUAAGUUAUAAAA
Messenger RNA from Mirounga angustirostris (Northern elephant seal), 10772 nucleotides. It is a transcript of the gene CCDC180, whose product is annotated as coiled-coil domain containing 180. The transcript is spliced from 39 exons. The record is from RefSeq and is a predicted model, not a curated record. Lineage: Eukaryota; Metazoa; Chordata; Mammalia; Carnivora; Phocidae. The coding region runs from base 320 to 5506 and encodes 1728 amino acids.